This is a messenger RNA of Pimephales promelas (fathead minnow), 2032 nucleotides long. It is a transcript of the gene smyd3, whose product is annotated as SET and MYND domain containing 3. NCBI's taxonomy places the organism in Eukaryota, Metazoa, Chordata, Actinopteri, Cypriniformes, Leuciscidae. Gene Ontology annotation, molecular function: protein binding. Gene Ontology annotation, cellular component: nucleus. The record is from RefSeq and is a predicted model, not a curated record.
AUGUGUAUGUACUGAAUGUAGACACAUGGACGCUCAGUCUGGAUGAUAUUUUCAUGAUGGCUGUGAAUAUAGAGCGGUUUGUCAGUGAGGGUAAAGGAAAUGGUGUGCGUGCUCUGCUUAGCAUAAAACCCGGCGAAGUGAUCUAUUCAUGCGAGCCGUUUGCAUUCUGCAUAGCCAAAGAUUUCUUAAAAACCACCUGCCAAAGUUGUUUUAAGAGAGGCGAAAGUCUAUCGAGAUGUUCUCAAUGUAAGACGGCACGGUACUGCAGCGUUCAGUGUCAGAAACAAGCAUGGCUCGAUCACAAGAGAGAAUGUAAAUGCCUCCAGCGCCUCCAGCCAAGAAUCCCCACCGACUCGGUCCGCCUGGUUGCUAGGAUCAUUUUCAAACUGCUCAGCCAAUCAAAAAGUGACCAAGAGGAGCUGUACUCGAUAGCCGAACACCAGUCACAUCUAGACGUCAUGAGCGAGGAGAAGAAGGAAGGCCUGAGGCAUCUCUGCACGACACUGCAGGUUUAUCUUGGCGAAGAGAACUGCAAUCUUUCUGAGCUUCCGUCCGGCCUUGACCCCAUCAGCCUCCUCGCCAGAGUGACCUGCAACUGUUUCAGCAUCAGUGAUGGAGAGCUGCAGGAUUUGGGGGUGGGGCUUUACCCCAGCAUGUCUCUGCUGAACCACGACUGCCGCCCCAACUGUGUCAUGAUCUUCGAGGGCAAGAGACUCACGCUGCGAGCUGUUAAGGUCAUCAGACCCUGUGAGGAGCUAACCAUAAGCUACACCGAUGUCCUCGCACCCAGCGAAGAGAGACGUUCCCGAUUACAGGAGCAAUACCACUUCUUGUGUCAGUGUGCUCGCUGUACCGCUGAGGACAAGGACUGUGACAUGCUGGCUGGAGAGACGACGGCGUGGACAUCCUUAAGAGACGCCCUCCCUCACCUGGAGCAACUUCAGUCUGAGCAGCACUGGGAGGAGUUGUUGAAAGAGAGUCAAGCUCUUUUGCUCAGAUAUGCAGAUGUCAUCCCGGACAGGAAUAUCUAUGUGCUCAGGCUGCUGGAUCUGGCCAUGGAUGCUUGCAUCAGUCUGGAUCACUACGAGACGGCACUGGAGUACGGCAAUAGGGCUCUGGGUCCUUACAAAUUGUACUUCUCCGACCCUCAUCCGUCCCGUGCGGUGGAGCUGCUGCGUGUGGGGAAGCUGCAGCACUACCUGGGCCGACUGAAGGAGGCUCACGGGAGCUUCACACAGGCCUAUGACAUCAUGAAGGUGACCCACGGGACAGAGCAUGCCCUGACUAAUGAAGUGAGUAGAAAACUGGGCGAGUGCCAGGCCGAGCUGGGUGAAGUCUAGACUGAACUCCUGCAUCAUCAUAUGGAGACUGACUCUGACGCGCUGGCUGUCAAUCAACCCGCCGCUGGAUUCGCUCUCAAAUGGAAAGUUUCAGGAUGCUCAUGUCUGCCACCUGUUUUUGUGCCCCUGUGUAUCAAACCAGCUGGCUUAGAAUUCAACGGGGGGGGGAAGAAUAUUUCUUUUCUGCUUCUUCUACUCUGCUUGCCAAAGGGGAAAAAGCGUCAUUACUGACAUGCUUUUUCAUUCCUUUCCCAUAUUAUUUUGAUUUGUUCCACCGCUGUCCCCCCCCCAGUAUCUGUUUACUUUUAACACACAAUCCAAAGUAUAGUCUACUACCCUCCAUAUUUUCAAUAGAAAAUCCCACUUCUAGGUAUUUAGACCCCAAAUGAAUGGUUGCAACAGGAACAAUAUUGCUAAAUCUAAAUAAUAAAUUUAAAGAAAGUGUCAACUUUCAAAUGUGCAGAUAGAUAGAUAAAUGUGCAGUAUAUGCAUCUAUUGCAAAAUCUGAACAAUUUGGUUCACUCCAUUUUUGAUUUGUUCAGUAGCAACAUGUUUUUAGUUUCUCAAAAAUAUAAGUUAGAUAUCAUAUUAGUAUAUAAAUGCAUCUGAUUGAGUGUUCAGUGAAUUGUCACAUUAUGUUCCAUGUUGUUCUGGUCACUUUGCAUAAAAUUUGAAUAAAAUGAUUAAAAUAA